Messenger RNA from Aspergillus melleus, 444 nucleotides. RefSeq lists its product as uncharacterized. Bases 1 to 444 code for a protein of 147 amino acids. The transcript has a single exon. Lineage: Eukaryota; Fungi; Ascomycota; Eurotiomycetes; Eurotiales; Aspergillaceae. The record is from RefSeq and is a predicted model, not a curated record.
AUGAAAGCCUCGCUUCUACUAUUAUCGCUCGUCCCGACGCUGGGCCUCGCCGUCGAGGCCGACAAUCAAAUAUCUCCCGCCGUCGCUCCGAGCCCCUCGGUGCCAAACACCACUCCGCCCGCCCCGUUGCCAGAAGUUCAAAUCGCCUCGCCUCGAGAACAUGGAGUCGCGAUCCCCUUCGAAGCUCGUCAGCUACAUCCCGCCGCGGUCGAGCCCGCCGACGUGACGGUUACCGUUGCCGCAGAGGACCCUCUCCCGACGACAGUUCCCGAUCAAUGGCCGGAGCCUGCGCGGGGGAAUAUCGGGCUCAGAGCAUUGGUCGCAUCGCCGGGCGUGACGAAGUCGCUGCGGGCGCGGAGUGAAGGAACCCUAGGUCAGACGCCGUGGAUUGGAAUGGCUAUCGGGUUGACCUGCACGGCACUUGCUGCCGUGAUGCUGGGGUGA